Messenger RNA from Homarus americanus (American lobster), 4665 nucleotides. RefSeq names its product rhomboid-related protein 2-like. The record is from RefSeq and is a predicted model, not a curated record. The transcript is spliced from 8 exons. Gene Ontology annotation, cellular component: membrane. Bases 157 to 1266 code for a protein of 369 amino acids. Gene Ontology annotation, molecular function: serine-type endopeptidase activity; calcium ion binding. Lineage: Eukaryota; Metazoa; Arthropoda; Malacostraca; Decapoda; Nephropidae.
AUUCAUUUUCUCUCUGUCCUUGAAAAUCUACUCAUUGCUAUAGGUUAAAUAGUGCAUAUUUGGAUGGUCGGUGUAGUUGUCCCAUCAGUGAAAUACUAUAUUGACUUUGGUUGGUAGUCCGUGGAGAAAACCUGUGCAGGAACCUCAAAUAUCAUCAUGUCUCGACGAAGCAGAAACGACAAAUAUGAGCCAAUUAAUUGGCAUGAAAUCUUCCAGAGGAUCGACAGUGAUGGGGAUGGUUACAUUCUUCGGUCCGAGCUGAAGAAGUACCUACUAAACACACCUGUAAGUGAAGUUCCUCUCUCAAAUGACAUGGUGGAUAGUAUGCUUUAUCAUGUGGACUACAACAAUGAUGGAUUUAUCAACUUGCAGGAGUUUUAUGGAUUGGUCAAUGUCCCAGUUGAUGCAGGAACCCGGUCUAUUGUACAGAAAACUCUUGUAGCUACAGCUUUCUCAAUUGCUCCACGUUCUCAAGUGUCUCAUGGGGAUCGUCUCUACAUAGCAGAGUACUCCUGUUGCCCCCCACCUCUUCUGAUCCCUUUACUUUGUGCAUCUGAGGUUGGCGUAUUUGUGUACUAUGCAGUGACCAUGGGUGAUGUAGGCCCUUAUUCCCCCGUUCCUUGGUCCUCUCCACUCAUUUAUGACCCAUAUCGCCGCAUGGAAGUUUGGAGGUUCAUCUCUUAUAUGUUCCUUCAUGCUGGGUAUGUGCAUCUGCUAUCUAAUGUGAUAGUAACACUGUUUGUGGGGGUUCCACUGGAGAUGGUUCAUCGCUGGUGGCGGCUCCUGAUUCUCUACGUAGCAGGUGUACUUGCUGGCUCUCUUGCUGCCUCCAUGUUUGAUCCUAAAUCAUACCUGGUGGGUGCAUCUGGUGGUUGCUAUGCACUGAUUGCAGCUCACUUGGCAAACAUCAUCAUCAACUGGGGAGAAAUGCCCUUUAAUUGGGUUCGACUGUUGGCACUGGUAACCCUCACGACUACUGAUGUUGGGGUAUUUGCGUACAUGACCCUGACCAAAUCAACUACAAGGGUGAGUUAUGUGGCUCACCUCGCUGGAUUUGUUGCCGGACUGUUGGUGGGAAUGGUGACACUUCGGAAUCUUCGUGAGCACCGCUGGGAGAUCAUUCUGAAAUGGAUCGGCCUUACAGUUUUCCUGUGCCUUAUUACUGCAGCUAUUGUCAUUCAGAUUGUUUUCCCAGAUUUGGUAGGUCUGUAUUCACCCAUGCCUGAGAAACUGACUGUGGAAACUGCAACAGACAUUGGUCUUUAAUGGCUAUAUGUAAUACUGUACUCCUAAACAGGAGAUAAACAGCAGGUUUGAAAGGUAGCUUUGAAGUACAAUUGAUUUUUAUUAUUCUAAAUGCCUAUACUGUACUCUAUAUGGGAAAAUCAUCCCUUUUUGCACCACACAUUGAGGCUUUUAUAAAAAAUUUCUCACUUUUUCACAUUUGCAUUGAAUAGUCUCUUGUUUAUUUGUUAUUAAGCGUAACAAGAGUAUGACAACUUUUUAAUUAAUUUUACUGGAUUUGAAUCUCAUUUCAAUAAUCUCUAUAUAUCUUGUUUUAUGAUGUUAUUUUAUAUUGAAUUGGUAACAAAUAAGAUUAUUGACAAAUAUCUGAUGAAUAUUUCAAUGUCUAGUGUUUACCCAAAGGAUCAUCUUGUUACAAAUAUACAUUACCAACAGUGCAGUUAAUAUUAAACUUUAAAGUACAGCUAGUACUGUAUCAGUGAAAAUGUUGUUGUUUGAAUAUAUACUGGAUGUAAGAUUUUCUUUUCAGUCUACUGAACACAAGUUUGUCAUUUUUACACAUUAGUAACUGCCUGACACUUAGAUUAUUUUUCUCUAGAAUUUGAUAUACAUAAUAGUUAAUAAUCACAGAAUCAUAGCUUCAUAUCACCUUGCACCAUCUCUCAAUAUGAGUCACCUUCCUUGUAUAGUGAAGCAUGGACAGGAAGUACAGUAUUUCAGAGCUGUAUGGUAUUGUGUGUUGGUGUUUAAGAAACGAAUUGUGCAAGAUGGUAUUAGUGAUAGGCUGUGUAAGAAUAAGAGGGUGACUCUCAGGAAAGGUUGUUGCCAGAUAUCAUGUGCCUAAAUAUAGAGAUUCUCCUUGCUGCUUAAGAGGAUUAUAUAUAUAUAUAUAUAUAUAUAUAUAUAUAUAUAUAUAUAUAUAUAUAUAUAUAUAUAUAUAUAUAUAUAUAUAUAUAUAUAUAUAUAUAUAUAUAUAUAUAUAUAUAUAUAUAAAAUUGGAACCCUUGUAGCUUAGUUUUAUUUUUAUAUGCACUUAUAAAACAAGGGGGGGCAGUAUUUGUAGCUGACCUUUGUACAGUUUUUAAAAUAUUUGAUACAUGCUAAAUAUUUUUUUACCAUUUACUAUGGUAUCUUAUGCACUGAACCUUUUUAAUCAACAAAGCAUUAUUAUAUGUACUGUACAGUAUAUGUAAGUGCACAUGUUUGUGAAUGUGUGUGUUUUGGUUACUAUUAGCAGUUGUGGUGGGACAGUACCAUAGUUGAUAUGAAUGAAGAAUUAUUUUAUAUGCCUUAUUAUUGCAGCUUUUUUACUUUGUAUAUAAAUGCAGUAUACAUAUAGGUAUAAUGAUCCUGUAUGUUAUGAUGGGAAUUUUUAAUACAGCCAAAGUAGUUUUUAGUACAUGUAUUAUUUUAAGCUUAAUUUAAAAGUGAACUAUUCAGUACGUGAAAUUCUUAAGAGUGCAGUAGAUAGAAUAGAAAGAGUAAAACUAGAAUUUGUAGAUAUUAUUUUUAUGUUCAAGAAAAGUCUUUUUACUGUGUCAAUAAAAAAGGGUAAUAUGGUCAAAGCUCUAAAAUUCUAAAUUUGGAAGUCCCUAAUGUUCAAGAAUAUGCCUGGUCUCAGAUAUAGAGUGUGAGUUUGCGAGUCUGGUCACUGUAACCUCGGUUUUCCUUUAUUAUUAUUAUUAUUAUUAUUAUUAUUAUUAUUGUGCUAUAUAUAUAUUUGUUUUUAAUUAUACAUACACAUAUUUCUUGCUGUAAGAAAGUGGUGAGUUCAAUAAAAAUCAUGUGUAGAGCAAAAAAUUGUGAAGUGAAAGCUAUUUUUCCCAGACACGUAGUGUUAUAAAUGGAGAAUCAUUGCUGGGGCUGCUUUUCUGUCACUAUGCAAUCAAACUACAGUACUGUACUGUAAUUAAAAAAGGACAUAAUAACCCAUAUAUCAAUACAGAACAUUACUAAUUAUUGGUAUACUGUAUAAUUAAAUUAUUAUAGUCACCAUAAAUACAUUAAAACAAGAAAAAAGCAAAUUUGGUUAUCAAGAAGAAUGAUUUUGCCUCAUUCACAGCAUUUUUAUCUCACUUUUCUUGGGUUUCCUCACAGAGAGAGGGCUGGACAUAUUGUGAAUUAAGGUUCCAUGCAUACCUUCUCUCUAAACCAGUGGUUCCCAAUCUUUUUAACGUGACGCCUCCUUUUGCUUUUUGUCACGCCCCUCCCCCCCCUUAUAUUUUAGUAUGUAAAAAUGAUUUUUUUUUUAAAAUUAUAUUUUAGUGUUGUUGAGGAUCAGAUAACUCCUUGUGAAAGAUAUGAGUAGUGUGAGAGUCAGUAUGGUAUCAUGACGUACAAGACGCAUAAGGAGAGAGAGAUGAAAUGAUAGAAAACGGAUCAGGGUUGGCUUCAUUCCUACCCUGUACCCACCUCACGCCCCCAGUUUGGGAACCACUGCUCUGAACUACACACAAAAUAGACUACUGAUUGAUUGACAGAUGCCUAGCCUCACCAUCUUUCAGUGUUAUGAAAAACAAAUAUAACCGAGGUUUUCUUUCACAUAAAGGACAGUAAUCUUACCUCGUGUCUUGGGGCGGCAAAAGAUUAGUACAAUACUGUACCUGCACAGCGAAUCCUAAUUGGAGGAGUGGUACAGUCUAUAGUAAUUUGGGCACAACUUAAAUGUGCAAUGCAAGAAAAGUGUAUCGGUAAAGAUACAUUGUACAUAGUGAAAUCUGUAUACCGUACUACUUAAUCCCAAGGUGUUUGGAGUUCUUAACUUUGAUUGUAAUACCAUAAAAAGAUUUAAGAGAUAGUGUAUAAAUAUUUAUACUUUAUUUUGGUUGUCCUUAUUGCAAGGCACAUAACAUUAAGUGGUAUAAUUGAUUUUCAGUGGUAUAGUGUGUUUAUCUUGCAGGUGAAUGACAAAUAGGUUUAGUUCCUGACUAGGGAAAAAAUUUGAUUUUCAUUCUGUACACUGGCCCUUGUGCACUCAGCAAUUAGUACAGCCUGUACACUUGUGUAUGUUUGCUGGUGGUGGAACAACCCUUGGGUAGACUGGCAUCCUACCAGGGUGGUGGGAUACUCCUUUAGCUAAAGAAUACUAUGAAUUGGGAUCAUCACCUGACUAGCCAUUCUGCAUUACAGUAGGAAAAGACUCGUGUGCACAAAAAAAUAUUUCUUACAAAAUAUUACAACUUCCUAAGACAAUUGCUGCUGUGUUUACUUAUAUGUAAUGUGAAUGAUAUUCAACAGGUAGCUAGAUUAUUUAUUUUUAUUGAAGUGAUAGUAAGAAAGCUACUAUUUGGUGUAUCUGCUACUGUAGUUCUGAAACACAGCUUUCUUAGCCAUCGUGUACCUUAUAAGCUAGAUCUGUUUAGAUUUUUUUAUGCUAUAUGAUUUAUACUUCAUAUUUUGUAUAAAAAAGGAAAAUAAUGA